Messenger RNA from Aspergillus niger, 1689 nucleotides. RefSeq lists its product as uncharacterized. The record is from RefSeq and is a predicted model, not a curated record. The transcript is spliced from 2 exons. NCBI's taxonomy places the organism in Eukaryota, Fungi, Ascomycota, Eurotiomycetes, Eurotiales, Aspergillaceae. The coding region runs from base 1 to 1689 and encodes 562 amino acids.
AUGGAGGAUGAAACGCCAAACAGACCAUUCCCUGGAAUGUUCGACUUCAGUUUCUUUGAAAACAUGGCCCAAGUCAACGAAUCGAUUAUGUUUUCGGGACAAAUUAACAGUACAAAUACCUGCGACAGUUACGACAGUGCAGUAGGGCUUACGGAGCACCAUGUUGACCCUCGUCCUCGUCGCCCAGUAUUUCCCUACAAUUAUGAGAACGCUGUUCCGACGCUUGCAUCUGAGUUGCGGCUGCAAGCCAACAAGCCAAGGUUUACCUGUCAGCUGUGCCCGGAGAAAAAUAGGAGGACUUAUGGAGCUCGUAACAGUCUCAAGCGACACAUAUCAGAGCAACAUUAUCCACAAUCUGAGAUGAGUUGUCCAUAUAGGGAUUGGGUAGGCACAAGUAGAGAGAAAUUGCGUCAGCAUUUCAAGUCUGCACAUUCAGACAAAACAUUGCCCACACGGACAGAAUUGGAGGCCAACUUCAGGCCAUAUAAAGCUCCCAUAUCAUGUGCUAUCUGCAGAAAAGUUGUACGAAGCUGGGACGAAUUUUACGACUGCUUGUUCAAGCAUUGCGAGAUGAAAGAUAUGGACUCCAUGAGACAACGCCCCCCCGAAGAACAAACAGAGCUGCUAAACGGGUUAAAUGUCCCUCUAACUUCGGCUGUACUACUGGAGAUGCCAACAAUGCCACCGAAUGAACUGAUAGUGAAAGCGGAUGGCGACCUGGCCUGCGAUGAACUCCUCAACAACUAUCUCGACAUCUCGGAAUUUGUUUCCACAUUUUCACUGGACAUCUUUAAGAAAGCUCAAAUCCCUUCCUAUGAUGUGGAACGAGCGGCCAGGCUGUUGUCGGAUCUACCUGAUGCUCUUUGGUAUUUUGCGGAAAAACUGAGCUACAAGGGCUCCGAACCCUGCAAGAGGUUUGGGUUGAUGGUUUGUAACCAUUCAGUCGACAUCGCCGAGGCCGUAUGCAAUUACUUCACUGACGGAAUCGCUGACUGUCCCUCUAAUACAGGAUGGUCUCUUAACUUAACAGCAUCAGCGGAUCUCAGCAGCUCAACAGCGAGCGGCCAGCUAAAAUUACAUUAUUCAGAGCUCCUCGAACAGUUCCCCGCGUACCGAUGGUUGAUUGGCCGUGCUCGGAAGAUUCUUACCUUAGACACCUUGGGCGACAAUGUGAUGCAAGAUAUCGCGAGAGCGUUUUCUCUCCAGUCUCCAUCAAGCACAGUUGGUUGUAUUCUUCCACCGACAUUGUACGACGUUGAUUUCGUACUUCACUGGGAUCCACGGUCAUUCCUCCGCGUGCAGGAAUAUGCGGGUGACCCAGUCAAUAUUUUCGACCAUGUCAUCACUUUGACUGGGGCCCCGAAUAAUGCACAGGCACUGACUUGUGUUCAAUACAUGCGUCAAACAUGGCCAGAGAGUUCAGACUGUGUGGUCAACUUCUUGCACAAGUUGUUAGAAGUCAGAGAAAACCCCUAUAGCUCAGGUUCGUUUGCCUCUUUGAUUCUUCCUCGCACUAAGACGCCAUUGGCUGAUGCUACUAAUAGGUUCGCUCCAAGAUGGUACUGUUCUUACAGGAGCAUUCGAUGGUUCUGGGGUUGUGGUUCAUGCUCGGGGACUCCAGCACGCCGUCGUCGAAAUAGGCGAGCAAUUGGCCUGGCUAGGCGCGGCGUUCCAGUCAGCACCCGAUAA